AUGGACGAUCAGGACGGUAUAUCCGUCCGACCCAUGAGGUUGAAAGUUUUAUACACAUUCGAUGACGAAAACAAAACGAACUGUUUGGCUCGUUGGCCGCAUUUGCUCGAUAUCCAAACCGCAUACCUAGACGAGCACACACAAAUUGGUGUCAUAGAGUUGAAGACAUGUAUACAGGCUAUUGUCUCCGCCAGUCCGGAGUUGGUAGCGAAACUUGGCCACGAUUACACCGUCUAUGCGUAUGACUAUUCUGAAUAUGAGACACCUCUGGUCGGUCAAGGGAUGUUGUCGUGGGUUUUGGCUUCGGCGUCGCCCACACCAAAUGCCCCCGCACAUCAAUCCAAGACAAUUGUCACUGGGCGUGUGAACAAGAAUGUCUUUGGACUCUUCUCCAAGGGCGCACAGGAAACACUUGAAGUCAAACUCCGACUUGUGCCCGUACCUACGGUUAUGCAAAGCGAAUAUCUCGAAAGUAUGCAACGCUACCGGGAACUGAGCAACAUUAUCCCUCAAGAAUUCGACGCUCAAGCAUGGUCAUCAUUCGUUCAACAAAAUCCCAACGUUUUCAACCAGCGCCCUCAAUUAACUGAGCGGAUUAAUACGUCAUUGGAUCAUGCUGGGAUUGAGAAGUUCCAUCAGCUUCUCAGCGCGGGUUCUACUCCUCGGGAGUUCCCAUCGACACAUCCAGAGUCAGCAGCAGGAUCACCGAUAGACCCCCAAAGUCGGUGCGACACCCCGAAUAAUAUCCAGCAAAGUGGCCAGCCACACCGGCAAAUGUCUGCUAUGGGGCACCAAAGAAGAGACAGUGACGUGUCCAUUCGUCCUCUAUCUCGUGCGUCUAUGCAUGAGCCCGAGAUCCAAAGACCGUCAACAGGAACCCGACGGGGCUCGAUGUACUCUGGGUAUGGAAGUGGCGAUGAGGGGAUGGAAAAUCCUCCUCGAAAGCGCGCGCGUCUUUUCAGAGCAAAUACGACCGGGAAGGAGGACUUGAACAUUGAAAAACUUCCAGGAUCUCUACGUGUAGCUGCAAGUACAGCAGCAUCGGUGCGAAUCCAUCGCCCAACACCUGUGAAUCCCAGCCAUGCCUCUCUUGCUAGGGGCGCGUUAGAAGAACCCAUUCGCCCUCCCACGCCAAUUUCGCGCGCAUCCAAUGAGACUGCUCGACGCAGUCGUCCUGCCCAAAGCCUUCUCCGCGAAUCAUCAAAUAACAGCAUCAUGACUUCGUACAAGUCACCUUAUGCCGUAUAUGAUGACUCACCUUCAACGGACCUUCCCGACACUUCGCCUGAUGACCAUCAUUACCAAGGCAUUUUCGAAUCUCAAAUUACUAUGCCCUCAUCUCCGCCAAUCAUGGAGGGUGGGUUCCCUAGUCGCUCGAGCCCGGUGCUCCCACCACUGCCAAUGCCUGAUUCUGGUUUUAUGAGUGCUACCCUUGAAGAUCUCAUGGACGAAGAUGGAUGUAUACGGCCAAAUAUUGAAGAAAGAAACUUGGUAUCAAUGGCCCAUGGUGAACAAACAGGAGAGAAUCGUCAAACUCCGGCGGCUCAUGACUCUGUCGAGCGCUGUUCUUCAGUGCCUCGGCCACCAAAUGAUAAUUUUUUAGAAAGCGACGGGCCAUAUGAAUCGAUUCCCAAGGAUGCGCCAGCUCUCCCGCCCCAGCGUGCAUCUACUGCAUCUCGACCUUCUUCCAGAGCAAGCACCAGAGCACCACAAAGGCUCGCACCGGCACCGAUAUCCCAAAGCGAAAUUGAGCAACUCAUGAAUUCAAUUCCCGCCAGUGACCCUGUCAUACCAGCCCAGGGAUAUCAGCAGCACACUCAUCAGUGGUCUGGUCCAAUGAGUGACAUGCCUACAGCCGAAACUCCAGCACCUCAGCUGUUUGAUGAGAACGGAAAAGUGCGAAGUGGAGCAGGUGCAAGAAGAGUGCGACAGGUCCAGGCCCGCCUAGAAAAUUGUAUUCGGGAAGGUCAGGUCCCACCUUACUGUAACAAUUGUGGUGCAAUUGAAACACCCACCUGGAGAAGAGCUUGGUCAAUGGAUCUUGAAGGAGGCGAGCAAGAUGCGAAUGAUGCUCUCAAGGACCCGCUCAUACUCUUUUGGACAUCCCUCAAAAAGAACAGUGACGAGAAAGUUAUUAAAUUCCGACUCUACAAGAAAACUCUCGUGGAUGCAGACAAAGGGUGGGAUCAGAUUCUCCUCUGCAAUCCAUGCGGUCUCUGGCUUCAAAAGUUCAAAAGUAUGCGCCCGGAAAACAAGUGGAACAAGCAACCCGCGAAAGAUAAACGCAAACGGUCUGCUCGAAGCCGUAAGGGCCCUUUGUCUGGAGGAGCAGUCGUCGCCACACGAAGUCGAAGCAAGGCGCAGGUCGGGCUUCCUGCUGGAUCCUCCCCAGCACAUACAGAUGCAUCUUCUCCCGCCGGGGAAAACGGUUCGCCGCCCGGUGAAGAUGGGGUUACUCCUGUCAUCGACAACGAGAACCAAGGCGAUAAUGAAAACGAAGGGGACGAACACCCGCCGGCGAAACGUGCCCGAGCCAGCAGCGCAGAACCAACGCGCACAACGGAUGCUACCCAAAGCCGAUGGGGUGAUAAUGCUGCCAUGGAAGCGUUGAAGCGGGCGAUUCAGUCGAGCCCAGCUCGCAAUCUUGAUUCUCGGGUCUUGAAGCUGAACGGAGAGAGUCUCACGCCAAAGCCUGUUCGAAGAGCUCUUUUCCCGAACGCGCAGGAUACCCCGUUGAAGACUUUGGGUGAGUCCUUGAUGAAUAGCCCACGUCGCAGCCCUCGCGUUGCCUCACGAGGUUCUGAGAAAACAGUGGCAGACAAAGAAAAUACUUCAUCUGCAGCUGAUCGUAACCUGGACGACUUGUUCAACAGUCCAUCCUUUGACUUCACAAUUCCAACAACACCCACGCCCAAACGACGAACACCUCGUUCUGAUCGGAGAUUAUCACUUCCUUAUUGCUCUCCGACGGCCAACCGAAACAAGAACGUGGCAAUAGUUCUGUCUCCGAAUACACAAGACAAAAAUCGAACGCCCCGCGCCGGUUCUGAGAAAGAUGCAUUCUCGGGUGUAGGAGACAUCGCACUCGAAGACCUAUUUGACUCAUGGCAGACGCUUCCAUCGGAUACCUACAAUCCAUUUUCUGACUGGUCUCCGUCGCAUGAAAAUAGCAAUACCGGGCUGCAGUUAGGCGGUCAUUAUAAUGACGACGCGGCCAUCAUUCAUGCCAUACUCUCAGAUGCUGAGAUGCAAAAAUCAACAAAUAUAGACGACUCCUUUCCAGCGAACACGAGUGUUCCAGACGCAGCGUUACCGGCAGUCACCAACAAAUUGGACGACAAUGUCAAUAAUACAGCAGGUGAAAAUGCACAGUCUGCUACCUCCACUUAA
Messenger RNA from Talaromyces rugulosus, 3390 nucleotides. RefSeq lists its product as uncharacterized. Gene Ontology annotation, biological process: rDNA heterochromatin formation; regulation of transcription by RNA polymerase II; silent mating-type cassette heterochromatin formation. The coding region runs from base 1 to 3390 and encodes 1129 amino acids. The record is from RefSeq and is a predicted model, not a curated record. Gene Ontology annotation, molecular function: zinc ion binding. The transcript has 4 exons. NCBI's taxonomy places the organism in Eukaryota, Fungi, Ascomycota, Eurotiomycetes, Eurotiales, Trichocomaceae.